AUGCCACGACACUAUAAAAGGGAUUGCCUCCAACUCAAGAAGGAAGAACAGAAGACUACAGCAAAACUCGCUUCAGUAAGGGUGUUCGUAUUAACUCAGGCUGAUGCAGAAGCCAACCCCUCUGUGCAAAGACAGGAUCAAGGUGGAUACGGGGAAGAUAGAAUCCGUCAGGGAUUAGCUGAGACCAAAUACAGCUACAGAAAAGGGUUCUCUAAAAUUUCAAAACCCUUUACCGAGCUUACUAAAAAGAAUCAGCGUUUUAUGUGGACGGAUAAGUGUGAAGCAAGUUUUCAAGAGCUGAAACAGAGAUUAAUCACAGCUCGAGUGUUAGCCCUACCUUUUGAUAAAGAGAAGUUUGUGGUUUACUGUUAUGCAUCCAGACAGGGUUUGGGGUGUGUACUGAUGCAGGCCGAUCAGGUUAUUGCCUAUGCCUCUCGUCAGUUCAAAGAAUAUGAACAGCGGUACCUAACUCAUGAUCUAGAACUUACCGCGAGGUGUUGGUUAGAGUUGGUUAAGGAUUACGAGUGUGAGAUCCUUUACAAUCCUGCGAAGGCCAAUUUAGUGGCUAAUUCCCUGAGCAAGAAGGGUCCCAGGCAGGUAACUAUUAUGAUUCAGAUUUCACCUCAGUUAGCAGAGGACAUGGUCAGAUCAAACAUUGAGUUUGUUGUAGGCAAACUUCAUAACUUGACCAUGCAAUUUGAUAUGUUAGAACGAAUUAAAGAUGCUCAAUUAACUGAUCCAGAAUUAGUGAAGAUCAGGGAAGAGGUUUCAGUCGAUCAAGCCAGAGUUUCGACGGUGUCAGAUAGUGGGAUGCUGUUAUUUAAGACCAUGGUUUAUGUUCCAAAUAGUGCGAAACUUAGAAAUGAAAUUCUUGAAGAGGCUCAUACCACUCCAUACUCCUUGCAUGCUGGCACCACUAAGAUGUAUCAAGAUCUUAAACCCUUUUUCUGGUGGAGCGGGAUGAAGAAAAAUGUGGUAGAAUUCGUAUUGCAAUGCCUAACCUAUCGAUUCAGAAAGUCUGCGCAUCUUCUACCAGCUAAAAUAACCUUUACAGUGGAUCAGUAUGCAGAUUUGUACGUCAAGGAGAUACGGGCUAUGGCUACCAAACUGAAAUUCAAUACAACUUUCCAUCCUCAGACUGAUGGACAGUCUGAAAGGACAAUCCAAAUACUAGAAGAUAUGUUACAAGCCUGUGUCAUGGAUUUUGAGGGCUUCUAG
Cannabis sativa is the source of this 1218-nucleotide messenger RNA. RefSeq lists its product as uncharacterized. Lineage: Eukaryota; Viridiplantae; Streptophyta; Magnoliopsida; Rosales; Cannabaceae. The coding region runs from base 1 to 1218 and encodes 405 amino acids. The transcript is spliced from 6 exons. The record is from RefSeq and is a predicted model, not a curated record.